AUGAAAAAGUUUUCUAACACUAUAGUUUGCCGCUCAAGCCCAAUUCUAGAAAAUGACUUUCAUAAAGACCCCAUUCAUAUUCAGUCCUGUAUUGAGUCUCCCACUGUCAAAGAUAGAAGAAACCUGUCCCCAAUCUUAAAGUCCAUCAAGGACAAAAUCUACAAUGAGACUUUACUGUUACAAUCAGAGAUUAGGACGAGUUCAACAUCAAUACUAGACAUUCCUUCGAUUUAUAUUAGAAAACUAAAACUUGAGUGUAAUUGUUGCCAGAAAAUGAAGUUCAAAGGAUUCUUGAAGAAAUGCUUUACUUGCUGCGAGAAAGUAUGCAUCAAGUGCAUUAAGUAGGGUGACUGCAGCAGAUGUAGAGCACUAGAUUAAAACAGCUAAAUAUUUGAGUUGCUUGUUAAAAACGAAGUUUAAAAUAUUAAAACGAAAGAUUAACUGAUAAAAUCCAAACAGGAAAGAAAUCAACUGAUAGAGAGAAUAUCUCUAUAGAUGCUAUAGAAUGAUCAGGUCGACAGAGAAAUACACUGUUUGGAGUAGCAAAUAUUGCGCAAUAAGAUAGACAGAGACAUGGUUAAGGAUGAAAUAAUGUCCUUGACUUUUGAAAUUGAAGAGUAGCUUUAGCUAUUUAAAAAUAAUAGGCGAAAACCCUUAGCUCAUCCAGUGAUAAAGCAAAUAUUCCACAAGUAUGAAGAACAGAGAAGACUUAGGGAAGAGGAGUAAUAUCUAUACCAAAUGCGCUGCAAAAAAAUAAUCGAUUACCUUUUCAAGCUUGUACUUAUCGGCGAUACUUGUGUUGGUAAAUCCUCCCUCUUGGAUGACUGCUUUUCAGAGAAUUAUAUUACUACCAUUGGAGUUGAUUUCGUAAGAAUAGUUUAGCGUCUAAAAUUAUAUUAGAGAUUCAGAACACUUUAGAUCAAUAAGAGCACAAUUAAACUGCAAAUCUGGGACACUGCUGGACAAGAGAGAUAUAGAACAAUUACCAAUGCUUAUUACAAGGGUGCAGAUGGAAUUAUUAUUGUCUUUGAUAUUUGCAACAAAGAAUCUUUCUUAAACGUUGCCUCAUGGAUGAAGGAAGUUGAAAAGCACUCAGGAGAAGAUGUGACAGUAAUGGUUCUAGCAAACAAAGCUGAUUGUCCUCAGGAAGACAUUGAGGUGUUUGACAUUGACAUCAAGAAAUUCGAGGAGGAGAACAAGCUAAAGGUAAUGAAAGUCUCAGCCAAGACUGGUCUUAACGUAGAUGAGUCCUUCCUUGAGAUGACCAAGAGACUCAUAGUCAAGAAGAACAAUAGCUCUUAGGAAGAUAAGAAGAAGACUCUAGGCUUAAAGAAACUUAAGGAGGCCAUAGACGGAUCAGAACAAAAGAGUUCACCCAUGACUUGCUGCUCCAAUUGA
Molecule: messenger RNA, 1398 nt
Organism: Stylonychia lemnae
Lineage: Eukaryota; Ciliophora; Spirotrichea; Sporadotrichida; Oxytrichidae
Source: the annotation of a GenBank genome assembly